AUGCGGGUGGUCCAUUUCCUCUCCGCCUGGCUUGUCACUAAGAUUCUGGCGGCGAGCACGAAUCGGACUAUCGACGACACCAAUGGCGACAGCAUGACGGGCGCGAUUCCCGUAUACCAGCCGAACGAGAGCGGCGUCUGGGCGGGCCCUAGUUGUGUAGGGUGUGCGAUAGUGCCCGACACUAGUCUGGCGCACGACGGGACAUGGAGCGCGGCUACGUACAACGCGGGUCUGGGGAUCAUGAACAUCUCGAUGGAUUUUACUGGAACCGCGGUUUACGUCUUCUUCAUCCUCGCCAACUUCCAGGACGAGGGGAUCACGACGACAACCAAGGCCAGCUUCAGCGUAGACGGCGUCCAGCGGGGGACGUUUGACCACGUGCCCUCGGACAGCUUUGAGCUGCAGUAUGACCAGCUCGUGUUUGCGGAAACGGGCCUGGCGAAUACUCCACAUAGGCUUGUUGUCUGGACCGUGGCGGAUACGGAUAUUUAUGUGAAUUUUGAUUAUGCGCUUUACACAUUUGAGGAUGUAGAGCAGAACCCUCCGACUACAACGACUGCUCAGCUUCCCCCGACUCAUCCAAUUGCAAGUACGCCCUCUACAUCUAUGCCAAUGGCUAGCAGCACGAAAUCACACUUCAGCUCUGCCCUCAACAUCCAUUCUGUCCUCUUCACCGAGCUCAUCCCCAUCUACCUCCAUGUCCCCGCACUUGACACCACGUCCACAUCCACAUCCAGCAAUCUCUAUCAUUGUUGGUAG
Mycena indigotica is the source of this 759-nucleotide messenger RNA. RefSeq lists its product as uncharacterized. The transcript has 4 exons. Bases 1 to 759 code for a protein of 252 amino acids. The record is from RefSeq and is a predicted model, not a curated record. NCBI's taxonomy places the organism in Eukaryota, Fungi, Basidiomycota, Agaricomycetes, Agaricales, Mycenaceae.